GUACACUUUGUCCACGUCGCAGAUCGCUUUCAAAAUAUGGCUCACGUGCGGCCGUGCCGUAAGCAGCAGCCGCCGGAGUAGACCCCACUCUCCCGCAUGUCCCCUUGUGCCUCACUUGCGAAAAAAGACGGUGCACUUCCGCCCCGCCUCCCUCCAUUGUGCGUGCCAUAUUGAGUCGUGAUCAUUGGCUCACCCUCCCAAGUCAGUUGCCAGCAGGUGUCUACAUGGCAAAAGUUUGUUUUAUACGAACAAUUUUGACUAAAAUUGCCGCUAAUUUCGUCUCCUGUAGCCGACAGUCUGUUGUAGAGCGGUCCGUUAAGAUCGAACCUCGUUGCAUAAUUAAAAUAAGUAGAGCAAACUAAGGUUGAAAUAUGGUCCAUUGUAUUCGAAAAUCUGUUGUACGCAGGUCCGUUGUAACGAGCGUAGACUCGAUGUAUAUAUAAAAGCAAAAAUUGCACUCAAGUGACUUGAGGCCAUGCGCGGAUUAUCCUGCACUUAAAAACAAUAAAUCAUUUUUGACAGAUAGGGAAGGCAUACUCACAUACUGAGAACCGAGGCAAUCCAUUUUUGUUGAUCCAACCAUCAGUCUAGUCAGAGUAUAUUUAUUUUUUGUCAGAAUGGCACAUCUCUGAAGGAGCAGGCAGCGCCUAUACGUAUUGCAGUACAAUGCGAGCCAACCUUCUCAGCCUGGUGGAGCACACCUAGGUUAUUAUGGCCAACCUAGCACUGUUGCAUGUGCUCUGGAUUUUACUAGAAUAUGGUUAAGGGGAGACAAUGAAAGAUGUGCUCAUUUGGGUCAGUAACGAGCCAUUGAAAUAUACUGUUGUAAUUGACAUUAAUUCGAUAGUACUGCCUGGAAGUUUGUGCUGUUUAAACAUGUACAUUUCACCACUUUCUAGGCUGCAGGUAUGUCCCAUUGGCGGGUGUUUCCAGCACAGCGAUAGCAAUGCCUGUUGCUAUCCCCAGUUUGGGCGUUCUGUGGAUCACAUUAUGUCAUGCUUUUGCCAGUGAAAAGGAUCUCUCUGCUGUUACGGAUGUGUCCAGACCUUCUACAAGGCACAGAAGAAGUUGUUUUGUUUGGACUUUGUUCCUUGUCAUCAGGGCCACUGGAGCAGUACGACUCGCUCGUGUCAGUGUCCGGCAAACGGCAUUCCUGCCAGCUGUGCCCCUUUGUGACUAAGUACAAGUCAAGCAUGCAGACACACCUGCGCAUACACACAGGCGAGCGCCCUUUCAAGUGCCACCUCUGCCCUGAGGCAUUCACUACUGUUUCUGCCUUCAAGCGGCAUGAACGCACACACACUGGCGAGUGCCCCUACAACUGCCACCUCUGCCCUGAGGGAUUCACUGAUAGUUCCAACUUCAAGCGGCAUGUCCGCACCCAUACAGGCGAGCGCCCAGUCAAGUGUCGCUUCUGCCCGAGCACAUUCCGUGACAGUUCCACCCUGAAGCAGCAUGUGCGCACGCAUACAAAAGAGCGCCCGUUCAAGUGCCACCUAUGCCCACAAGCAUUCUCUCAGAGUGGACAUCUGACAAGCCAUGAACGCUGCCACACGCGAGUGCGUUCCUUUUCCUGUGCACACUGCAGCGCAUCUUUUUCACAGAAUCAGAAACUCUUGAUCCACAUGUCCUGUCACACUGAGGAGAAGCCCUGUUUCAUGUCAUCAGGGUCACUGCAGCAGUAUGACUCACUCGUGUCAAUGCGUGGCAAUCUGCAUACCUGCCGGCUGUGCCCCUAUGUGACCGCAAUAAAGUCAAGCAUGCAAGAUCAUCUGCGCAUACAUACUGGCGAGCGCCCCUUCAAGUGCCACUUCUGCCCUGAGGCAUUCACUCGUCAUUCUAACUUAAAGCGACAUGAACGCACACACACUGGCGAGCGCCCCUACAAGUGCCGCUUCUGCCCAGGCAAAUUUGCUCACCGUAACACCCUGAACCGGCAUGUCCGCACCCACACAGGCGAACGCCCAUUCAAGUGUCGCUUUUGCCCGAGCACAUUCCAUGACAGUUCCACCCUGAAACAGCAUGUCCUCACCCACUCAGGCGAGCGCCCUUUCAAGUGCCGCUUCUGCCCAGGCACAUUUGCUCACCGUACCACCUGGAACCGGCAUGUCCGCACCCACACAGGCGAGCGCCCAUUCAAGUGUCCCUACUGCCCGAGCGCAUUCUGUGAAAGUUCCACCCUGAAGCAGCAUGUGCUCACGCAUACAAAAGAGUGCCCCUACCAGUGCCACCUGUGCCCACAAGCAUUCAAUAAGAAGUCCAAUCUGACUCGUCAUGUACGCCGCCACACACGAGAGCGUUCUUUUUCCUGAACCCACCGCAGCGCCUCGUUUUCGUGGCAUCAGAAACUCUAUAUCCAUGUGUCCUGUCACACUGAGGAGAAGCCCUAAAGGUCAGGGGCAUGGAGUUUUUCGUACAUCAAUCAAUUGAUCGAUUUGUUUGGCGGAACAGGUUACUUAACUGCAUGGAGAAGUUUCCGUGUUCAACCGUAUGGUUUCUUGUAAUAUUACCUUGAAAGAAGUUGACUCCACUGUGAGAAUUCCACAGGACGACUGCAUCCAUGUGAUUUUAAAGCUGUGCUAGUUUUUUAAAAUAGAAGCAUGUCAGCCUUCUUUGUGCACAUUUUGUGGGAGUUAGCCGAGUUGAAGCACUUACUCUUUCUUAGGCUGCUCUGCAAGACAAUGUUCCUACCUGUGUAUGACUCUGACCUGUCAUUUCACAUAAGAAAAAUAAAAAAAAUACAAAUGCUAGGAUCCAGCAUUCCGCUUCAAUCGACAGUCAUGACUAAUUUUCAGCAUUCCUUGUGUAAACAUUCAUUUGGUCAUAUGACUGGUGUUCACAGAUUCUUGACUAAGCUGCGAAAUUUUUUCCCUUUACUUUUGACUUAUGCGUUUGACACCGAAGUUAUUAAAGGCAUGGCUGAAAAAAAUAAUUGCAGGAGAUUUUAACUUCAUUUAGCCCUCAUAAUCGAGUGCCACCAGUAUUAACUGUGAAUACAAAAUUUUUAUUAACUUUGGUGUAUAGCGUAUUCACAACAACCAGUACAUAAUGUCAGAAAAUGUUGCACAUGUACACGAAGAAAAAUAAAUGAGUAUGAGGCAGCUCCCAACCCAA
This is a messenger RNA of Dermacentor albipictus, 3114 nucleotides long. NCBI's taxonomy places the organism in Eukaryota, Metazoa, Arthropoda, Arachnida, Ixodida, Ixodidae. The record is from RefSeq and is a predicted model, not a curated record.